AUGGAAGCUGCUGUAUCUGCCAUUGUAGGAGAACUACUCAGCCGCUUCAUCUCUUUCAUCAUCAAGAAACACGAAAAAAGGGCAUGUCGACUGGAGGAGAAGCUUGAAAAGUUGCAGCUUCUCCUGCUGAGAGUUCACACAGUUGUUGAGGAGGCCGAGGCGCGAUACAUCACCAACUCCAGGAUGCUGAAGCAGCUCAAAAUGCUCGUCGAUGGCAUGUACCGAGGUUACUAUCUGCUAGACACCUUUAAGUACCGGCCUGAUGUUCAGGAGAUCAAGAGUGACCAAGUCCAGGUGACAAACACAUCUUUCCCGUCAUUUGCAUCACCAGUCAAACGUUUUCGAACAACUGCUAGCACAACUUACAGCAUGCUCGAUAUAAAUGAUCUAGAGGGUGUUUUGGGAAAUUUGGAAACUAUUAUUGCAAAUAUGGCAGAGUUUGUAAUACUUUUAGCGGGGUGCAAACACAUGUACCGCCGCCCCUACGACAUCUAUCUUUACAUUGAUAACUUCAUGUUUGGUCGUGUUGUAGAAAAGCAGCAGAUCAUCAGCAUCUUGUUGCAAGAUAAUCCUCUUGGAGCUCCAACUAUACUGCCGAUCAUCGGUGGUUAUCUGGUUGGUAAGAAAACUCUGGUUGGGCAUGCCUGUCAUGACAGAAGAGUCCUAUCACACUUCUCUUCUAUUCUGCACCUGAAUGAAGAUGAUAUUAGGACAAAGGAUCAUAAACUGUCCACAGAUGUAAGGACAUUAGUUGUUGUUGAGUUCUUUUCAGAUGUUGACGAUGAUUGCUGGGCAAAGUUCCGUUCAGCUGCAACAUCCAUGGGUAGAGGAAGCAAAGUUAUCAUCAUGAGCAGGCUCCAAAAUAUUGCCAGGUUGGGAACCGUGAAGCCAAUUCGCCUCAAUACCUUGUCGCACGAGGAGUAUGUUUAUCUCUUCAAGGCGCUCGCAUUCGGAAGCACAAAUCCAGACGACUACCCUCAGUUGGCAUACAUAGGACUGGAGUUUGCAAGGUUGCUGCAUGGAUUGCUCCUGUCCGCAAAUGUCAUUGCCGAUAUGCUAAGAAAGAAUCUCAAUGUUCAGUACUGGCUCCUUAUAUUGAAACGGUACAGAAAAGUUGUAGAGAGUAACUUCUAUGAGUUUGGUGAGCAUCCGAAACUUCUUGUGGACAAAGGCCAUCCAGUGGACGUCACCAGAUUUGCAUCGCCAAAUGUCCACACGUCGCUUCGUCUUAUGCCUUCUCGUGGUGAAAGAAGCAUUGUGCAAAAAGAACGUUCAAAGGUGACAUUUAGGGACCUGAUAGCAGGAUCAAGUUGUACUACAACUUUGCCCAAGGAGGAGUUUGAGCACAAUGGACUGUUGCCAGUCUGGUGA
This is a messenger RNA of Phragmites australis (common reed), 1371 nucleotides long. RefSeq lists its product as uncharacterized. The transcript is spliced from 2 exons. Lineage: Eukaryota; Viridiplantae; Streptophyta; Magnoliopsida; Poales; Poaceae. Bases 1 to 1371 code for a protein of 456 amino acids. The record is from RefSeq and is a predicted model, not a curated record.